AUGAAGAGGAUCCGACAAGCAAUCGCCAGAAUCUCUCGAGCUGGAAAGUCCGAGUCAGAGCUGGUCGCCAAACCCGUAUCCACAGCUUCCUCGACAACUGUAGCAGCGUCGGCGCAUACCGCCAGGACAGCAGGCAGGCGUUCGCUUGAGGGAGACGAAGAUGCGUCUGGCCCGCUGCUUCUCUACGACGGCACCGUAAAUGGUGGCGGUGACAACGGUAUCGAUAUCGUCUUUAUCCAUAGUCUCAACGGCGGGCGCAUUAGAUCAUGGCAGAGGAACGGGAUCUGCUGGCCGCGCGACCUCCUCCCACAAGAGAUCCCAAAUGCCAGAAUUGUCACUUGGGGUUGGGCGCCCCCAGGCAUGGCAGACUUCGGUGCUGGCGAUGCCCCUGCAGAGUUCGGCCAGAGAAUGGGCGAACGUCUCCUCAAAGACGUUACUAGCGUUUGUGGCAAGACGGACCGCGACCUAGUAUUUGUUGCUCACGGUGUAGGCGGUUGGCUCCUCCAGGAUGCGUUGGGAACGAUAGCCACCUCGCAGGUGUUUGGGAAACACUCCGAGCUGGGGAGGUUAUAUCCCAGAACGGUGGGCAUCGUGUUUCUAGGAACGCCACACAAAAGCGUGGGCAGGCAGUCCUUUGGCGAGGCUGUGGCCACCGUAGCUCAGGUCGAGACCAGUGCCUCCAAGGAGUACUUUGAGGGGCUAGCCUCAUGUAGCGAUGCCUUUGAGCAAUCGCGCGAUGAGUUCAUGUUGGUGUCUAGAGAUAUCCAGGUCGUGUGUGUGCGAGGGCUGCUUCCCAUGCCGAACGGAGAGACGAUACCGAAAGCCUCACUGGCAUACGAAGGAUUGAAUGUCACUGUGGAUGAUAUCAUGGAAAACCACUUGAAGAUGGCUCGUUUUGCAACGAGGCAAGACCCGGGCUACUAUCAACUUGUCGGCCAUAUCAACACUGAGGCCAAAAUCAUCCGCAAUCAAGAGAUCCUGAAGGCUCUAGACUUCGACAUGGGAAUCGAAGAAGGUCCCAGCGACGAAGCGUAUAGACAAACAUCCUCAUGGCUGCUCUCAGCCAAGGGGAGCAACGAAUCCGUAUCUCGUUUCCAUGCUUGGCUGCAAGCGCCCGGGUCCAUAUUCUGGUUCAGCGGUACCCCGGCCUCAGGCAAGUCAACGGUGAUGAAAUACGCGCUCCAUGAUCCACAGACCCGAGAGCUGCUCCAAGAGUGGGCAGGUGAACAUGAAGUCAUCGUGGCGGCCAUUUUCCUGAACGAAGGAGGCAGUCAUGUCCAGACAACCGUCAACCUGUCCCAAGCUUUCUACCAAUUGUUCGCCCGUAAGGCCGACAGCCUCCGCAUCUGUCUGUUCAUCGACGGCCUCGACGAGUAUCGCCUGGCGGACCAGGAAGGGUACGCCAUGGAGGGGAGCUCUUCGGCAAGCUGUACGACAAUCGGUGAGGACGGCCAAGUAAGCUUGGGCUCUAGCAAAUGGAUCAAUGACUCCCAUUUGGAAAUCGCCCGCCUCAUUACCGAUCUGGCCGAACAGGAGCACUUCAAGCUCUGCGUCUCAAGCCGGGAAUUGGCCCCUUUCAAAGCAGCGUUCAGGGACUACCCAGGUCUACGCGUGCACCUGCAGACGCAAGAGUUCAUCGUCCAGUACUGCAGAGACCGACUAGACAACGUCGCGCCUGGGAUAUCCGAUAGCCAGGUUCCCUUGUGCCAGGAAGUGGCCCGCAAGUCGCGCGGCGACAUCCUCUGGGCGCGUCUGGCCAUGGACAUACUAAUGGAAGGGUCUCUGAAGAGGCUGAAGAGCACGCUGGAGACGCUGCCAACGCAGCUGUUUGGGGCCAACGGCAUCUACAUGCGCAUGGUACAGGAUCUUGCCCCCCACCAACAGCGCGCGGCCUGCAGGAUCAUUCACAUCAUACUCAAAGCCCAAGAGCCGCCCUCGCUUGUCACCCUGGCCUUCGCAGAGGAGGGAUAUCUAGCCGGGCCUAAACAGCAACAGAAGCAUCCGAGCGUAGGCGAGCUGGCCAUCGCCCACGACAGGCUACAGCCGAUGACGCUGCAGGACCUGGGAAGCAUUGCCGACCGCAUGGAGCGCCGCCUGGCGACGUGCUGCGCCGGCCUGCUCGAGGCGCGCGAGAAGGACCAUCGCGUCGUGUUCAUGCACCUGACGGCCAAGGAGUUCAUUUUCAAGGGCGAUAUCUGGGACAAGCUCAACGUGACGCCGCCCAACAAGAUCGAGGUGUACUACUCGCUGAUGAGCGGGACCCUGCGGUACCUGCGAUGUCUGCCGCUGCUGCGCCCUAUCGUGACGAGGGGCCCCAAACCAAAGUUCACAGCGGAAGCCUGGGUCUGCAUCUCCAGCAUCCUGCGGUAUGCCGAACAAGGCAGCGACGAGUCAUUCGACCCGGUGGCCUACUGCGAGCUGCUAGACGAGCUGGACCUCACCUGCCAUGAGCUGUGGACUCAACAAGGAGCAGCCAAGGGAACAGAUACCGCCCAUCACCACUGGUCCAGCUUUGAACCCAUGGAGCUCGGCCCCUCACCUCGCCGGAAAGACUUCCUCGCCCUCGCCAUCCAGGCCAACCUCUUCCACUACGUCUCGACCAAACUCGCGCGUCUCGAUCCGGCCGCCCGCCGCGCUACGGCCCAGUACUUGCUCGAGUACGCCGUGUGUCCAUCGGAGGAUAGCCACGGGCCCUCGCACUCGGCCUGCAUGUCGCGCACGGGCAACUACCGCGACUUCCAUCAUCAUAUGCCGACGUCGCAGUUGGCUGACUUGCUGUUUGCGUAUGGCGCCACCGCAAUGCCGACAGAGGAUGGAAGCGAGGAGACGUGGGCGCGCACGGUGAGGCUGGGACCCGUGUUCUUCCCGGCCCGCGGCGAGGCCGGGCUGAGUCUGGCAACGACUAGAGAGCUGGACCAUAUGCGUGAGCAGGACCGCCGGCGGUGGAUCAAGGCUGUUAAGGGGAUGUUGGCGCAUGGGGCGGAUCCGCGUUUGCAGGUGGACAUGAGGGGCGGGGGUAGGGAUGGCGACGAUGGUUGGAGAGGAGGAGGUGAAGAUGGGGGAGAGGAGAAUGGAAGGCUGGGGGAUAGGGGGUCAGUGAAGAUGCAGACUGCGCUUGAGGCGGUGCGGGAGUUGCUGGAUGGCGACCGCGGAUUUGGGCAGGACUUGAUAGAGAUCGAGGCGCUUGCUUGUGGGUUGGCCAUGUGA
Anthostomella pinea is the source of this 3207-nucleotide messenger RNA. Lineage: Eukaryota; Fungi; Ascomycota; Sordariomycetes; Xylariales; Xylariaceae. The record is from the annotation of a GenBank genome assembly.